AUGGAACCUGAACAGCGCAUAACCAUGCAACCUGAAGAGCCCACAACCAUGGAGCCUGAAGAGUUCACAACCAUGGAACCUGAACAGCGCACAACUAUGGAGCCUAAAGUGUUCACAACCGUGCAACCUGAAGAGCGCACAACCAUAAAGCCUGAAGAACCAUCAACUAUGGAACCUGGAGAACCCACAACCAUGGGACCUGAACAGCGCACAACUAUGGAGCCUAAAGAGUUCACAACCGUGCAGCCUGAGGAGCCCACAACCGUGCAACCUGAAGAGCACACAACCAUAAAGCCUGAAGAACCAUCAACCAUGGAACCUAAACAGCGCACAAUUAUGGAGCCUGAGGAAUUCACAACCGUGCAGCCUGGCAAGCCCACAACCAUGGAGCCUGAAGAGCCACCAACCACGGAAUCUAAACAGCGCACAACUAUGGAGUCUGAAGAGCCCACAACCAUGGAGCCUGAAGAGUUCACAACCGUGCAGCCUGGAGAGUUCACAACCAUGGAACCUGAACAGCGCACAACCAUGCAGCCUGAAGAGCCCACAACCAUGAAGCUUGAAGAGUUCACAACCGUGCAGCCUGAAGAGCUCACAACCAUGGAACCUGAAAAGCGCACAACCAUGAAGCCUGAAGAGUUCACAACCGUGCAGCCUGAAGAGCUCACAACCAUGGAACCUGAAAAGCGCACAACCAUGAAGCCUGAAGAGUUCACAACCGUGCAGCCUCAAGAGCCCACAACCAUGGAGCCUGAAGUGUCCACAACGGAACCCGAAGAGCCCGGAACCAUGGAACCUAAACAGCGUACAACAAUGGAACCUGAAGAUUUCACUACCGUGCAGCCUGGAGAGCCCAUAACCAUGGAACCUGAACAGCGCACAACCAUGCAACCUGAAGAGCCCACAACCAUGGAGCCUGAAGAGCCACCAACCACGGAAUCUAAACAGCGCACAACUAUGAAGCCUGAAAAGUUCACAACCGUGGAACCUAAACAGCGCACAACUAUGGAGCCUGAAGAGUUCACAACCGUGGAACCUGAAGAGCACACA
Molecule: messenger RNA, 1050 nt
Organism: Strongylus vulgaris
Lineage: Eukaryota; Metazoa; Nematoda; Chromadorea; Rhabditida; Strongylidae
Source: the annotation of a GenBank genome assembly